Drosophila eugracilis is the source of this 496-nucleotide messenger RNA. RefSeq names its product lysozyme S. Gene Ontology annotation, molecular function: lysozyme activity. Bases 35 to 457 code for a protein of 140 amino acids. NCBI's taxonomy places the organism in Eukaryota, Metazoa, Arthropoda, Insecta, Diptera, Drosophilidae. The record is from RefSeq and is a predicted model, not a curated record. The transcript has a single exon.
AGUAAGCCAAACAGUUUUCUUGAGACUAUUCAACAUGAAGGCUUUCUUUGUUCUGGUGGCUCUUGCCGUUGCCGCUCCUGCCCUGGCUGGCCGCACUCUCGAUCGGUGCUCCUUGGCCCGUGAGAUGUCCGACCUGGGAGUUCCCCGUGAUCAGCUGGACAAGUGGACCUGCAUCGCCCAGCACGAGAGUGACUACCGCACCUGGGUGGUCGGACCUGCCAACUCCGAUGGCUCCAACGACUACGGUAUCUUCCAGAUCAACGAUCUGUACUGGUGCCAGGCUGACGGUCGCUUCUCCUACAACGAGUGCGGUCUUAGCUGCAAUGCUCUGCUGACAGACGACAUCACCAACUCCGUCCGUUGUGCCCAGAAGGUCCUCAGCCAGCAGGGAUGGUCCGCUUGGGCCGUCUGGCACUACUGCAGUGGAUCGUUGCCGUCCAUCGAUGAGUGCUUCUAAGCCGAUUUUGACCCCGACUUAUAAUAAAACGAUUGCAUA